This is a messenger RNA of Tauraco erythrolophus (red-crested turaco), 1582 nucleotides long. The record is from RefSeq and is a predicted model, not a curated record. NCBI's taxonomy places the organism in Eukaryota, Metazoa, Chordata, Aves, Musophagiformes, Musophagidae.
GGCGAGGGCGGGCCAGGAGCGUGCCCUGCCUGGCCCCUCGAGCGCGCCCGCUCCUGCCGGCACCGACGGCCUCGGCCGCCAGGCGAAGCUGGCUGGGGGGUUCGGGAUCCUCCCUGAAGAUGUGAAGGUCCCGCUUGUGCUUCACCCCUUACCUCCUGGAACCCGCAUAGAGAUCCCAGGCCUUCCGCCGUCAGAGCUGAUCCAUGGGACUAAAGUGCCGGUGAAACCACAAGUGCCGCUUAAAAUGCAGCCGUUACCGGAGCCGUCAGUAAAGAUCGAAACUAAAAACGUUCCCUUCACAGUGCUGCCCUCCAACUCAGGAAUGCCAGAUACUCCGUUUAGCAAGGACAAAAGUGGCCACGUAAAACGUCCAAUGAACGCAUUUAUGGUGUGGGCUAGAAUUCAUCGGCCUGCCCUAGCAAAAGCUAACCCAGAUGCCAGUAAUGCAGAUAUCAGUGUUCAGCUUGGAUUGGAAUGGAGCAAACUGACUGAAGAGCAGAAACAGCCCUAUUAUGAUGAAGCCCAGAAAAUAAAACAAAGGCACAGAGAGGAAUUUCCUGAUUGGGUUUAUCAACCACGACCAGGCAAAAGGAAGCGCUUGGUGCCUUCCAGCCCUUCUCAGAGUAUCAUCACUACGAAUUCAGCUGGCAUUUAUCCCUUCCAAUCACCUGCUUAUUCUGUUAUCAUCCCCAACAUUAAUAACAGUAUUGGACAUCCAGUCUGUGAAGUUCCUUCUGCCAUCCGUCUGCCGGCUCCUGCCAUUCAACAUGCUGCUCCAAUUGCUUUUUUCCAGACUACUAGUGCAAGCACCACACCAGUACCUGUUCCAGCUCCAGUCUUGGCCCUACGCCCUGUAAUUUCACCACAGCACUUUGCUCACCCUGUUCAGACAGGAGCUCUUGGUGUGCCAUCUGGGCUCAAUUGCUCUCUGAGGAGACCUGCACCAGUUUUAAUUGAGAGCUUCAGCAGAAACCCAAGUAACAUAACCACCACUAAUGGCAGAUUUUCUGUCUCUAAUAAUGAGCCCCCAAGGGAGUACCCAGGGGUUUCUAUUUUUCCUAGAGGUGUACCUCUUCCCCAAGCUACUCCUUUUCUUCACCCACAUCUUUAUGGAUCUCCCAUUGGUCAGCCAGCCAGUCUGUUUGGAGUACCUCCUCGGUUUGCAUUUCACCACCCUUACUUUUUACCUGGACCUCACUGUUUCCCCUCAAGCACAUGCCUGUUUGGCCGACCUCCAUUUGUCUAUGGGAAUUUCUGCAGCUCAGUGCCUGAAUACCUUGGCUUUUAUGAAGAGAGGUACCAAAGACAGGAGGUGAUGUUUCCAGCUCUGAAUGGAAACUAUUCUUUCAGACAAUACCUGGGAGAAGGCAUACGUGAGGACCGCAGCAGCUAUGAGAGCCUUGCAGAAGUGUCCUCUCACAACAGCUGCAACGAGGAGCGGUGUUUAAGCCCCCUACCACAGCUGGAUGUUGCAACGUUGGAGGAGGUUUUGUCAGCUACUCCAUCUAGUCCCUCCAGCGUCCACCUAGUCAAUGUAACUGACAGUGAUGAGGAAGAAGUAAAGUUGUUGCAUGAAUUGUAA